Molecule: messenger RNA, 2544 nt
Organism: Cyprinodon variegatus (sheepshead minnow)
Lineage: Eukaryota; Metazoa; Chordata; Actinopteri; Cyprinodontiformes; Cyprinodontidae
Gene: casp7
Product: caspase 7
Exons: 7
Coding region: 143-1120 (325 amino acids)
Biological process (GO): proteolysis; apoptotic process
Cellular component (GO): cytoplasm
Source: RefSeq, a predicted model, not a curated record
CUGAGCAAACUUUCACUUUCUUAACUUCACUUGAAGGAACAGAAAGUCCCUCAGAACCUUAAGGAGGAAAGUCGACCCAAAAGUUACGUGUUUAUGUUUAUUCAGAAUAAGCUGUUACAGGACAGCCCAAGAAUAACUGAGGAUGGAGGCUGAAAUGAAUGAGGUUGGUGUCGGUGUGGAGGAGAAGCUGGAGGCGGAAGUUGAUCCCAACCCUGACGGUGGAGUUGGUGCUGAGGCAGCGGGUGAUCAGAUGGACGCCAAACCGGACCGCAGUGGGAGGUUUCUGCUGUUUGGACGCAAGAAAAAUAAGGAUGGCCAGACGCGGGAGCAGGACUAUUCUUCUGAAAGCCAUUACAGAAUUGUUUUACCAGCAUUCCAGUAUAAGAUGAGCCACCAGCAAGUGGGGAAGUGCAUCAUCAUCAACAACAAAAACUUUGAUGCAAACACGGGGAUGAAUGUACGCAAUGGCACAGACCGCGAUGCAGGCGAGCUGUUCAAAUGCUUCAGGAACCUGGGCUUCGAAGUCAUGGUUUAUAACGACCAGACGUGUGAGAAGAUGGAGAAUCUUCUCAAACAGGCCUCGGAGGAAGACCACAGCCAAAGCUCGUGUUUCGCUUGCAUCCUGCUGAGCCAUGGCGAGGAGGGAAUGAUCUAUGGGACAGACGGAGCCAUGCCCAUCAAGGCCAUGACCUCGCUGUUCAGGGGGGACAAGUGCAAAAGCUUAGUGGGGAAGCCCAAACUUUUCUUCAUCCAGGCUUGUCGAGGUUCUGAAUUUGAUGAUGGUAUCCAGACAGAUUCAGGUCCACCUAACGACACCUUGGAGACAGAUGCCAAUCCAAGACAUAAAAUCCCAGUUGAGGCAGAUUUCUUGUUUGCGUACUCCACUGUCCCAGGAUAUUACUCAUGGAGGAACCCUGGCCGGGGCUCCUGGUUUGUUCAGGCCCUCUGUAGCGUCCUCAACGAGUUUGGCAAGCAGCUGGAGAUAAUGCAGAUCCUAACACGGGUCAACUACAUGGUGGCCACCAGCUUUGAGUCCUGGUCUGAGGACCCACGUUUCACUGAGAAGAAACAGAUUCCCUGUGUGGUCUCUAUGCUGACUAAAGAACUGUACUUCAACUGAUAUCCUGCCUGCACUGUAUGACACGGACUGACCAGACUGACUAGACCGGCUGUUUAGGGCGAUGAGCAAGCAGUCAAAGCAUUCAGGGAUGAUUCAGGCCCAGCGGGACUCAGCACACAUCAGCGUGCCGCAUUUGGGCCUGAAAACAAGCACUCCAUGACGUAAUAUCUAACAGUGACACUCUGAGUUCAUGUGUUGAUGGUUAAACUCCUCUUCAGGUCGCCCCUUUGAAAUAACAUUGUCACAUUUAAGCUGAUCGUUGUUGACAGGCAUUGUGGAAUAUAUAUGUAUGAUCUACUUACCCACAAACUCAGCUGCCAGUUUCUUGUGGGUUUGUGGAAUCAUAUCUGAAUAUGUGUUUCUCCAUUUUCCAGAACUUUCAAAAUAUGUUAGGAGAUCAUAGCUCAUAGACCUUUACAAACAAAAACAUAGUUUGUCUAAUUAGCACUUAUUUCACAUUGGCUGUUUCUGGCACAUGUCAGGACAGGUCUACUAAAUAAGACAUUACUUAAUAAGACAUUACCUUGUUCUAGAUUCUGAAAUAUUUCUACCAAAACAAAUUGGAUAUCUACCCCCUUUCCCUACCUGUUUAUUUUGUAGACCUUAUAGUGUUAUUUACAGGAUUGGAAGUUUUUUUAUUCAGGCCAUCUCUGGUGAUUUAUUUGAGCGAAAUAUUGACAUUAAAUUUGUGCAACAAAAUGAUUGUGCAGUAAUUUAAAAAAUAUAUAUAAAAAUAUAUAUUUAUGCACGUUAACAGUAGAUUAUGUUUUUAUUUAGGUGUUUUCCAUACAGUAGGACAUGAUUUAACUCUUAUGACAAAAUAUAUUUAAAAGUUAGAUGGUUUAUGAAUAGUAUAUAUAUUUAUUUAUUUUUUUCUUUCUUUUCGAAUGGUUAAAAAAAAGUUUGGGAACAACAUGUUUUGAAAGUUUUGAGCAUAGGAAUUGCUUUUUUCCUUCUUUUUUUAAUAAAAAUGGUCAAUGAUCCCCCUUUUUGGCUAACUAUAGCAUUUCUGCUCUCUGCAUUGACAAGACUUAUCGAUCAUUUGUCAUACAGCAUAAUCCUUUUCCAGUCAAUUGUCUCCAAGCAAAACCUGCAAUUUAAGACUUUUGCUUUUAACAUUCUGUAAUUAACUGACUAGUUGGUUUCUAUGCAGGUAAUAAUGUAUAGGGAAUUUCCGCAGUCAGUACACUAUACUGAAGGGGAAAAAUAUAAUGUUAGGGAAAACUAUAAAAGAAUAACAUUGAGUGAGUAGUUACUUCCCCUAUUUUUUUUAAUUUUAUUUCCUGGUAAAAAAAAAAAACAAUAAGUCUCAUAUAGACCCUCAUACCUAAUAAGUUAAAGGUCCUCUAAUCUGGAAAAUGGAGCGCAUCAUUUUUAGAUAUCCAUGUUUUUACAGUUUCCGUUCCCAGAUGUAAUUGUUAAAU